AUGCUUGACGGUAGUGAGAAUACGACAACUGCCGCUUCCGAACAGCAUCCGGUCGAGAAGAAGAUACCACCAGCCGAAGCACUUACCGGCACUGCUCAGACUGUAGAUGUCAAUCAGGUAAUAUACGACGAUGGCAAUGUGCGACUGGACAAUGAUGACGAUGAAGUUAUUCCUGACGACACAUGGGGUAAUAGAUGGGAAUUCAUCUUGGCUAAUGUGGGUGCGGCGAUUGGUUUAGGUAACUUCUGGCGAUUCCCUUUCCUGGCAUUUGCGUACGGUGGAGGUGCGUUCUUUAUCCCAUACAUUAUAGCCCUAUUCACAACUGGAAUCCCUCUGGCUCUGCUUGAGAUGGCACUGGCUCAAUACUGCCAGCAAGCCAUGUGUAGGUCUUUUGGUAGUCUAAACAGGCGAUUCGUAGGCUUAGGUAUAUCGGCGCUGUGGAUAUGCUUUGUCAUCGUAAUGUAA
Molecule: messenger RNA, 465 nt
Organism: Sphaeroforma arctica JP610
Lineage: Eukaryota; Ichthyosporea; Ichthyophonida
Exons: 1
Coding region: 1-465 (154 amino acids)
Biological process (GO): sodium ion transmembrane transport
Cellular component (GO): membrane
Source: RefSeq, a predicted model, not a curated record